UUCAAAAUGCUCAAGAGGAAGCCAUCCAAUGCCUCAGAGAAGGAGAAACAACAAAAACCGAAGCGCAGCAGCAGUUUUGGGAAUUUUGAUCGUUUUCGGAAUAAUUCCAUAUUAAAAUCUGAUGACUCAAAUGAGGUCCAUGAUGGGGAACUAACAAAUGGAAGUGAAGAACAAGAUAAAACUUCAAACAAAGGAGGAAGUCUAGGUAAAAAAAUGAAGGCUAUUUCAUGGACAAUGAAGAAAAAAGUGGGAAAAAAAUACAUCAAAGCGCUUUCUGAGGAAAAAGAGCUGGAAAAUGGAGAGGAAGCCCUCCCAUAUCGAAACAGUGAUCCCAUGAUUGGAACACGUGCAGAGAAGAGCACCCUCAAAGCCAGCGACUCUAUGGAUAGUCUCUAUAGUGGGCAGAGCUCAUCAAGUGGAAUAACAAGCUGUUCGGAUGGAACAAGUAAUCGAGACAGCUUUCGACUGGAUGAUGACAGCCCCUACUCAGGGCCUUUCUGUGGCCGUGCCAGAGUACACACAGACUUCACACCAAGUCCCUAUGACACCGACUCCCUCAAAAUCAAGAAAGGAGACAUCAUAGACAUUAUCUGCAAAACACCAAUGGGAACGUGGACAGGGAUGCUGAACAAUAAAGUAGGAAACUUCAAGUUUGUUUAUGUGGAUGUUAUCUCAGAAGAGGAAGCAGCUCCUAAGAAAGUAAAACCACAGAGAAGCAGUAAGAGAGAGGACACCAAGACCGUGCAGGAGUUCUUAGAGACAAUUGACCUUCAGGAAUACACUUCAACACUUCUGCUCAAUGGUUAUGAAACUCUGGAUGACCUGAAGGAUAUCAAAGAGAGUCAUCUCAUUGAAUUAAACAUUACCAACCCAGAAGACAGGAUGAGGCUACUGUCUGCUACUGAGAGUCUCCUGGAUGAGGAAACCACUGCAGAGCAAGAAAGUGAAGCGGUACCUCUGUCUGCACGCCCAGACAUCUUAAGUAAAUCACAAUUAGAUGACUGCCCAAGGGACUCUGGCUGUUAUAUCUCAUCAGAGUGCUCAGAUAAUGGCAAAGAGGACCUGGAAUCAGAAAAUCUACCUGACAUGGUACAGAAGAUUGCCAUCACCGCGCCCGGUGACUGAACCCACACUCGCAUGGCCAUACACACAGCUGAAUUUCAUUUGAACUCUUUGUCUCUGCUACAGGAUCAAAUGGGAGGGUUCUAAAGGCAUCCCAAAGUGCAAGGUGUUUGAGUCUGAGUUUUAUAGCUCUAAAUUUCCAAUGAGUGUGCAUAAAAUGCCUAUUUAUUAAAUGCUAUGUGUUAAAGUUCACCUGCCUGUAUUAGAAAAACAGAUAAAAUGCAAGCCCAUGUGUGGUGUGUGCUCUAUCUACCUUUAUUUCCUAAGUGUAAAAAAUAUAGUUAUGGAAACAUUGUACUUAAAUAUAUGUAUAUAUUAUUGAAUAAGUUAUAGAAGUUUCAGUUGAACUAAUUUCUUCAAGUAGUAUAUACACUCAUUCUUUUAAAUUACUGCAAAAAUGAAGGCUGACAUUGACUGUGUUCUGUUCAAAGGCAGAAUUUUAGUAACAAUUUUCUGUUUAGUUUUUCACUCUGCUAUCUGAUAUACAGAUAGAGUUAACAAAAUACUGUCUUGGUUUAGUAAAAGUAAUUGUAGAGAUGUUUUUAUCUUUAUAUGUAAAUAUUUUU
Messenger RNA from Psammomys obesus (fat sand rat), 1688 nucleotides. RefSeq names its product SAM domain, SH3 domain and nuclear localization signals 1 (gene Samsn1). Gene Ontology annotation, molecular function: protein binding. The record is from RefSeq and is a predicted model, not a curated record. The coding region runs from base 7 to 1125 and encodes 372 amino acids. NCBI's taxonomy places the organism in Eukaryota, Metazoa, Chordata, Mammalia, Rodentia, Muridae. The transcript is spliced from 8 exons.